AUGGAGAAACGGCAGGAAAUACAGGCUCCGUUUUCUUCUGAUGAGUGUCCAAACAGUGGAGAGGAUAGUGAAGAAGAUAUAAUAACUGAUUACUUGGGAUCAUCACAUUCUGAUUGCGAUCGUAUACCUAUUAUUAAUGGAGACCUUGGCAGUUUAAAUCUGCGUGGAAAUAUAAUUACUGAGACCAGCUACACCAAAGACAAUACAGAGAAAACGGCUAUCACAAUGUCUGAAGGAACUGAUGAACAGCAACAGCAGCAUUCAUUGCUUACACUUGGCACUAAUGGUCAAACUCAGCCUAAUCCUUUGGUGCCAAUUAUUAGUGUCACUCCUCAUUCACCUGGUCUUGCUAAAAACUAUCCUGUUCUGGAGGACAACUUGCAACAUCUGCAUGAAAUCCAUGAUUGUAUUCAGCGUAUGAGAGAUUUGACGCUGAGCAACUGGGGAUAUAAUCAUCGCACAUCCCACAAUGAUGUACCACAACGGUUAACUUCAUCAUGUCCUUCCUUAUGUCCUUUAAUUUCACCUGAAAUUGCACCACGCUCAAAUAAUAAUGAUACAGGGUCUGAUCCAGAUCUCCUUGCUAACUGUUCCACCAAUAGCUCCCCUACACAUUUUCCAUCAGUAGGUCCUCGUUCACAGAAUGCACAGGGUAUAGACAGAAGACGCAGCUGGACUGACUUGGAAGACACUCGAUGUGGGCGUCGCAGAUAUUCUGGGCAAAAUCAUCUGCAAGCACAAAAUAUGCGACAACGCAGUAUUAGUUUAAGUAGCCUAGACAGUGAAAUGGAAAUAGAAUUACAUGGAAAAUCUUGUGAUCGACCUGUAGGGGUUGGCAGUCGAGCAUGCAGAUCACAAGCAAGUACUCAUUCUCUUAAUGAAGCUGAUCUUGUGCAGAGUGAAUAUCAGAAGAUAAUCACAAAACGAUUCAAAGGUAGUCAAAGAUUAGCAGAAAGUAGUGGUUUAAUGCCUGGUCUCACAGGCUCUCGUUUACCUCUUCAGAAAUCAAUUUCAACGCCUUCAAUUGUUACACCUCAAGUUAAUGUUCAUUUAGCAGAGGCUGUACCUAGGACAACGCCAUCACUUACAACCCGACGUGAAAGAAACGAAAAGGGUAGUGGGAGUGAGACUGAAACUGAGGAUCUUCAUACACCACACAGCCAUGAAUUCCAUGAAGACAGAGAAGGCACUUCAAAUGCUCAGAUAUCUCUAGAUGAAUUACUGACUGAUAGUACUUGUAAAUAUUUACUGCUGAUCAUUUUUCAUUCAGAAAAAACUAGAAGAAAACGGGGUUCUAUUUUCUUCCGUAAAAAAAAGGAUAAGAGUGGUAAAAAAACUAGUCAGCAACAUUUAUGGACGACAAUAAUGGCAGGAUCUCAGGGAAGUUUGUUAUGUGAUGCUUGUAUGAAACAGUCAACAAACAAGCCCCUUCUACAUUGUGACAACUGUGGAGUAUAUGUACAUCAAAGUCAAGGUUGUAAGGAUCAACUAGUACUAGAAUGUAUCAAGUCAAAACAUCAUUCUAGUAAAGUUACCACCAAACCUAUAUCAAGCAUGUCCACAACUUCGAGUAGCUACAAUGUUAAGAGAGGAUCUACCGCAUCAUUACCUCUACCAACAUCGUCUGGAAGUGGGAGGGAAAUUAACAGCAAGAAAGCCGUGACAAGCUACAGCCCUUGGCGGCGAGUUGCUACUAAGCUCGGAGUCAAUCAAACAAUAAAUGAGGAAAAAGAUGGAGAUGGACAACAUCGUGAUAUAUCUAGUGGGUUGGAAGGAUUCGACUUUGCAGAUGAUGCUUAUCAAUUUACUGUGGGUGAUUUGGAAGGUCUUGAUCCAGAAUUAGGCCUAGCUAAAGAAGAACCUGACUCCUGGAGCGCUGCCAUUGGACAUAACGUCGCAUUACGACUAGCUGAUAAUUGCGAACGGAAAGUAAAAAGACAAGAACACAUUUAUGAAUUUGUCCUUACGGAAAAACAUCAUUGCUUAGUACUCCUUGCAAUGGAGAGAAUUUUCGCUGAAGGUCUUCGACGUCACUUUCGCUUGGGUCAACCAGAUCUAGAACGCAUGUUUCCCAGAUUACGUGAUCUCAUUGAUAUUCAUUUACGAUUUUUGCAAAAAUUACGCAAGCGACAAAACACAAACCCUGUUGUUCCUACAAUCGCUGAUAUAUUAGUUGAUCAAUUCUUUGGAGAGAAUGCACAACGUAUGAAGAGUGCCUAUGGAGAAUUCUGUAGCCGUCAUAGAGAUGCUGUUGAAACUUACAAAUAUUACUUGCGUCACGAUCCUCGAUUUGCACGGUUCGUGCGUCAAUGUCAGUCGCAUCCCUUGUUGAAGAAAAAAGGAAUUCCUGAGUGCAUUCUGUUUGUUACUCAGCGUUUAACAAAGUAUCCGUUACUAGUUGAACCACUUAUAAAAACUGGUAUUGUACAAGAAGAAGGUGAAGAUUUACGUAAAGCUUUGGUUCUUGUCAAAGAAAUUUUAGCUGAUGUGGAUGCGUGCGUAGCUGAUAAGGAAAGAGAAGAUAGGAAAUUAGAAAUCUAUCAUAAGAUUGAUGCAAAGUCUUUUGUUACAUAUCGUGGUGCCAAAUUCAAAAAAUCAGAUAUCAUGGCAUAUAAUAGAAUUUUGAAAUUUGAAGGUACUGCAUAUUUAAUGCAAGGUCGUGGAAAAAUGACUGCCAUUGUAGUGGUUGUUCUUUCUGAUAUACUAUUUUUCUUGGCCGAGAGGGAUCAGAAGUAUGCAUUUUUUGUGCCUGACAAUAAGGCUGGUAUAGUAUCACUUCAAAAAUUACUAGUACGUGAAAAGGCUGGUCAAGAGUCUAGAGGAAUCUAUUUAAUAUGUAGCAAUCCGACUGAACCUGAAAUGUUCGAAUUAAAAAUUCAGAAACCCAAAGACAAACAAUUAUGGAUUCAAGCUAUUAGAUCUGCAGUUGAAUCCUGUCCGCAAGAAUCUGAAAAUGAAAAUGAUACAUUAACUGAAAACAAUAGUAAUAAUGAAUUAAGAGAUACACGUUCAUCUUCUAUAUCGUUACUUUCUGUUGAAGAAAGACAACGUUUAGUUAAAACUAAAGAAACACAUGUUCUAAAGAUAGUUGGUGAACUUCGUAAAAAAGACGCGGAACAAGCACUAUUGCUCGAAAAAAAAAUAAAUCUACAAAUGCAGCUUUUGUAUACUGCAAACAUUUGGGGUGGAAAUGAAAGUAGUGAUAAUGAGAGAAUAGAAAAAGUUGAUAAAGAAUUUCCGGAUUAUACUAGAUUAGUUCACAAUGAAGGAACAGACACUACCCAGUUACGGCAAGAGGUGGUUGCAGCAAUACAAGAGGCAACAAAACUUGCUAGCUCAUUAUCUUUUAAUGCGGGUGGUGCUACUCUUUCAAGAAGUUUAAGUUCUGCGGGAGAACGACAUAGUGAGGCCUAUGUUCCACCUGCCCUUUGUGUUCCUCGAAGAGCGGAGACAUUUGCGGGUUUUGAUCAUAACAAAGAAAAAUAUCCGUUGCGAGAUUCUACGAUUCAUUCCGUAAUUUCUCUUCCAAAAGUUGGUGAAUUCAUGAAGGAAAGUCCCGAUGAAAAAGAAAGUCAGGAUUUAGAAAUAAAUAAAGAUCAACAAUGGGCAGCAAUUCGUUUAUCUCAUCAUGUUUAUAGGUUGGUCUGUAUAAUUAGUAAUCAGAUGACGACAAUCGAUAGCCUACAGGCUCAAUUAGCUGCGUGUAAGGAAGGAAGUAUAGGUAAAUCAAAUAAUAGACCUAAUCCAAAUCGCCAGUUAGAAGAGUUACGUAAUUUACAAGAUCAAUUGAGUCGAGAGAAAGCAGCAUUUCGCGCCGCGUCUCAACAAGAACAAAAACAACUGGAAGAAGAACGAGCGGAAUUAGCAAGGCAACGAGAACAAUUAGCGGCAGAACAGAGAGACGUUACGCAGCAACGUGAUCAAUUAUACCGACGUCUCGAAGCAUUAGAACGACAAGGAGUAACGUUAGUUACAGGUUCCGCACCUAGUUCUACUAUUCACUUAUCUCACAUGAUACAAGCAUCUGAUACAGUACAGACACGAAAAGCACAACCGGAUGCUAAACGAAUACCGUUAAAUUUAAUUAGUGCUACUAAUCAGCAGAAAGUGCAAAGUAAUCUUCCAGUUAAACAACAAUUGCCUUUAAAACUUGCUAGCGGAAGCAACAAUAAUUCUAGAACUGGAAGCGCAAGUAAUAACAGUCCGGAUCGACAUUCACGGACAGGAAGUAGUCCGGCAAUCGUGACUGGUUCUACAUAUUCUUCGUCAGAAUUAGGAAACAAUCAUGCCGGAACGAGUCAAACUCACUCUUCGAACCGUUCGCUUCGAAUCACACGAUCGCCACCAGAAUAUUCACAUCAACAACAGCAUCAACGAACUGAGCAGCAACAACCUUUGGAAGAAGAGGUAAUUUUUUUCUGACGACUCUUUCGCUUUGGUCGGAAGCAUUCUCGAUCUUCUCGUCCUACAACGGGCGAAGCUACCCCGACUUCAACACUAACUCCCU
Molecule: messenger RNA, 4507 nt
Organism: Habropoda laboriosa
Lineage: Eukaryota; Metazoa; Arthropoda; Insecta; Hymenoptera; Apidae
Gene: cyst
Product: rho guanine nucleotide exchange factor 18-like
Exons: 18
Coding region: 1-4422 (1473 amino acids)
Biological process (GO): regulation of Rho protein signal transduction
Molecular function (GO): guanyl-nucleotide exchange factor activity
Source: RefSeq, a predicted model, not a curated record